This is a messenger RNA of Caenorhabditis elegans, 419 nucleotides long. It is a transcript of the gene C46G7.1, whose product is annotated as Ribonuclease kappa. Lineage: Eukaryota; Metazoa; Nematoda; Chromadorea; Rhabditida; Rhabditidae. Gene Ontology annotation, molecular function: RNA endonuclease activity. Gene Ontology annotation, cellular component: membrane. The record is from RefSeq and is marked reviewed.
GUAAAAGCCGGCAACAUGUUCGGUCCAAUGUGCACAGGAAUUUUCCUGUUUUUAGCCCUCUGGGGUACCGUUUUUAUGGCAAUUCUCGGAGGACUAUUCUACAAUCAAUCUGUUGGAUUAUUUGAGGAUCUUCCCAAAGAAUCGAAAGCUAUGGAGAAAAGUCUAUGGGCUGAUAGGACAACAAAUUUUAAUAAGCUCUACCAACAAAAUGCCUACAAUUGCUGGAUCGCCUGCGGAGUUUACAUCGGAAUUGCAGUUCUUCUUUCACUUCGUGCCUGCUGCCUUGUCAAACGAUAAAUCCUGUGAAAUUUUAUACACCCAAUCCGGUCUUUUCCUUUUCCUACAGUUUUUGACGUCUUAUAUCCCAUUUUUAGAAUUAUUUUGUACAUUUAUAGAUCGAUAAACAAUUUAUCGUUAAA